AUGGCAAAGAAGAUGAUGGAAGGUGUGGUGUGUGUGGACUUUGUUGAGCAGCCAUCCAUGCUCAACACCGCCAUCAUGCGAUCCAAGGACGUCAACGUCGUCCAGACCAUCACAGCUUUCUUUGUCGCAACAGCACGCAGCACAGAGACCAGAGGCGACGCCGGACGCAUGCUGAGCAAGCCAUUCCUCAACAUUCCCAGGCUCGGCCCUGCCUUCACGGCCGACGUGACCUUGCUCACCAAGCACUUUCCCUCCAUCGCCUCUGCUUUCCUCGACAGCCUCGGCCUCGUGCGGACGCGUGUGGGCGCUCCGGCAGAGAUCCAGUUGCCGUCAUCACGCAUGAUCGUCAUGGGCGCGAACACCCUCAACAUCAACCGCAACCUAUGGGCCGACAUGCGUGAGUCUGGUGAGCUGGCCAAGCUUGAAGACGCCAACUCAGCGGCUUCCCUGGUGGAGGCGCGGGUGGUGCCGUUGCCGCGUGCUGCUGGGUUUCUGAAUGACGGUUCCAGCCUGCUUGAGACGCUGGUGGACACGGGCGAUGCUGAGCUGUUUGGCAGCUUCAUUGUUCGCGCCGUCAUUCAGUACAAGUGGCAGACGAGCGGGCUGCGCCAGUUCCUGUGGGAGGCAGCGUGGUACAUGCUCUCUGUCGCCCUCAUCACCGCCCUCACCUUUGUUUUCAACACCAGCGGCAAGAACGUGGCCCAGCUGCUGGGUGCAGCCGACAACAGCAGCAACAGCAACAACGGCAGCGAUGUCGUGUCCGUGAUGAUCAUGCUAGUGCUGGGCGUGCUGGCUGGCGUGGACAUGGUGCAGGAGCCGUUCCAGUCGACUGGCCCGCUGGUGCGCAUGAUCCUGGCCAUCUGCUUCGACAUGCGCUACUUCCUGUUGGUGCUUGGUAUCAGCAUCGUGGCCGGGUGGACGUCGUUCCGGCUGUUGCUGCUCAACGACAACACACUGCCGGUGGAAGGGCUGGGCGACCCAGCCAAUGGGCUGCUGCUCAUGUUCAACCUGCUGUUGCUGGCGGACUUUGACCUGGACACCUUUGACGGCGACUACGUGGUGCUGCUGCGCAUCCUGUUUGUCAUCUCCAUGGUGCUGGUCCCCGUCGUGCUGCUGAACCUGUUGAUUGCGCUCAUGUCAGACUCGUACGAGCGCAUCCAGGACCGCGCAGACAUCGAGUUCCAGCUGCUGCGCGCACGCAUCUUGCGGGAGCAGGACGCGUGGCUGACGCUGGAGGGGAAGAUGGAUGCGCGACGCUUCCCCAUGUGGCUGCACGUGCUCGUGCCCAAGGGCAGCGGCGUCGGCCGUGACGGUGGCAGCGUGCAGUGGCAGGGUGUGCUGCACGCCCUCAAGAAGGAGGUGGCAGACAAGGUGGAGGGUGUAGAAAGGAAGAUGGGGGGUGUGGAAGGGAAAGUGGAGGGUAUGGAGACUGGGUUCAGCAAGAGGCUUGACGCAAAAGUUGGAGGUGUAGACGAACGAGUCAAGUCUCUAGAAGAGAAGGUUGAUCGCACGCUCGAGUUGCUGCAACAGCUGUUGGCUUGCGGCAGGGGUGAUGGUGGUGGCGGUCAAGAAGAGCCGGUGCAGGGAAUGGGGUUUACUUGA
Molecule: messenger RNA, 1602 nt
Organism: Salpingoeca rosetta
Lineage: Eukaryota; Choanoflagellata; Craspedida; Salpingoecidae
Exons: 2
Coding region: 1-1602 (533 amino acids)
Biological process (GO): calcium ion import across plasma membrane
Cellular component (GO): membrane
Molecular function (GO): monoatomic ion channel activity
Source: RefSeq, a predicted model, not a curated record